Messenger RNA from Daktulosphaira vitifoliae (grape phylloxera), 910 nucleotides. Its product is annotated as protein disulfide-isomerase A6 homolog. The record is from RefSeq and is a predicted model, not a curated record. NCBI's taxonomy places the organism in Eukaryota, Metazoa, Arthropoda, Insecta, Hemiptera, Phylloxeridae. Gene Ontology annotation, cellular component: endoplasmic reticulum lumen. The annotation marks the transcript as partial. Gene Ontology annotation, biological process: response to endoplasmic reticulum stress. Gene Ontology annotation, molecular function: protein disulfide isomerase activity; protein-disulfide reductase activity. The transcript is spliced from 4 exons.
ACCCGGUUUAUUACAUUAGAUGCUACUGUACAUUCAUCAAAAGCUCAAGAGUAUCAAAUUAGAGGUUAUCCAACAAUAAAAUUCUUCCCAUCAGGCACAUCUAGUUCUAGUGGAGCUGAAGAAUACACAGGUGGUCGAACAUCCGAUGAUAUUAUUAGCUGGGCAUUGCAGAAACAUCAAGAAAAUGUACCACCUCCUGAAGUUUUUGAGGUUAUAAAUGAAGAUACCUUCAAGUCUGGAUGUUCAGAACAUGCUUUAUGUGUAAUUGCUGUAUUGCCUCAUAUCUUAGAUUGUCAGUCCAGUUGUCGUAAUGAAUACAUCAAAAUGUUGCGCUCAUUGGGAGAUAAAUUUAAACAAAAGCUUUGGGGAUGGUUAUGGUCUGAAGCAGGAAAUCAGUCUGAAUUGGAAUCAUCAUUAGAAAUUGGUGGAUUUGGUUAUCCUGCAUUAGCAGUUUUAAAUGUUAAAAAAAUGAAGUACACUAUUUUAAGGGGAUCUUUUUCAGAAGAUGGCAUUAAUAAAUUUUUGAGGGAUUCAUCAUAUGGACGUGGACGAACAGCUCCAGUCAAAGGUGCUGAAUUGACUAAAAUUAAUACAAUUGAACAUUGGGAUGGAAAAGAUGGUAAAUUACCUCAAGUAGAAGAUAUUGAUUUAUUAGAUGUUGAAUUAGAUGGUCCUUCUAAAGAAGAAUUAUAAAAACUGUUAUACUAACUCUAUUUAUUUAUUUUUUUAAGACUGAACAAGUUCUAUAUAAAUAUUAAUAUCUAACCACUCGGUCCUAUGACUUUUCAUUAGUCUAAAACAGCUAUUUUCAAAUCAAUCCUAUUUUAACAAAAAUCAUUUUAACAAUAAUCCCACUUUUCCAUUAUAAUUUAAUGUUAAGUAGAAUUUUGUAAUAUGUAAAUCAAAUUUA